AUGGGCGUCGUCGGCUUCCUUCUCAAAGUCAUUUUGGUUCCUAUUGCUCUAUUCAUCGGGGCCACUAUUGUCAUCAUCAUCCUCAUCAAAAUGCACCGUGAGAAAAAGGCAAAGAAGAGAGAACUCGAAAACAACUCUUUCAGGCCGCCGCCUCUACAACAGUGGGCCAUGAAUAGCCCUAUUGUUCAAAAGCCACCUGCUGCAUUCUAUUCCACCAAUACUCCCAGUCAGAUGGAGCAAGGCGUCGUGCGCCCGUCAUAG
Molecule: messenger RNA, 261 nt
Organism: Penicillium macrosclerotiorum
Lineage: Eukaryota; Fungi; Ascomycota; Eurotiomycetes; Eurotiales; Aspergillaceae
Exons: 1
Coding region: 1-261 (86 amino acids)
Source: RefSeq, a predicted model, not a curated record